Messenger RNA from Penicillium subrubescens, 1515 nucleotides. It is a transcript of the gene pyr8, whose product is annotated as acetyltransferase pyr8. The record is from RefSeq and is a predicted model, not a curated record. Gene Ontology annotation, biological process: lipid metabolic process. Bases 1 to 1515 code for a protein of 504 amino acids. The transcript is spliced from 3 exons. Lineage: Eukaryota; Fungi; Ascomycota; Eurotiomycetes; Eurotiales; Aspergillaceae.
AUGAAUGAACCGAUCGAGAUCGACCUCUUGGAUGCGGCCCAAGACCCACCAACGCUAACAAUAACAAGCCCUGAUUUAGAUCCAAUUAGUGCUAACAUCAGCUUCAAGCCUCACUUCCCCUCUCUCCCUCCCUUCCCCCUCUACACACCCAACAAUCAUGUCCACCACCCUCUCACCCCUAAUCCCCCCCCGACCUCCCCCUCCUUCCUCCUAACCUCAACCCUAAUAAUCCUCCUCCCAGCAACAAUCCUGAUCACCACGCCCCCCACCUCCCCGCUACGCUACAUAACAAUCACAAUCCUAAUCUACCUCGCAUCCCUCUUCAUAACCCCCCACCACGGCGCAAGCACACUCCGCAUUACGGCCACAGCCCAAUUAGCCCUCAUAACCGUCCAAUCAGUCCACCUCCUCCUAAUCGCCCGUCUAGAUGACCGCGCCAUAGCACGGGAAAUUCCCGAACGCGCAUUUUUCAAGUCAGAUCGGCUAUAUCGUGCUGUGGAGCUGUUGAUUCAACCGCGGGGCGUGCGGACGCCGAGGGAGAUUAAGAAUGUUCCUGGGCAUCCGGAAUACUAUGCCUCGAAGAAGACGAAGGGUGGGGAUAAGGAUAAGGCGAACGGCGUCGACGCUAUCCCCCGAUCUAAUUUCCUGAUAAGACAAAUCGCCAUCUUCACAUGGCAAUAUCUAGCCCUAGACGUCCUGCAAACCGUCGCCCGACAACAAGCAUUCGAAGGCGGCGGCGGCGGCGGCGGCGGCGAUUCAUCCGGAUUCACGCGUAUAGAUUGGUUCGUUUCUCCAGAGAAAUGGAUUGAGCGUGGCCUUACGAACUUGAUUACUUGGUUUGUGACAUCGCGCAUUCUGAUCGAUGCCAGUUAUCGAUUUGUGUCUAUCAUCUUUGUCGGACUUGGAUUUGAUUCGCCUGAGAAUUGGCCGCCGGCGUUUGGGAGGAUGAAGGAUGUUUAUACGAUUCGGAAAUUCUGGGGCAAAUUCUGGCACCAAUUCCUCCGCGGCCCAUUCACAGCUGUCAGCAACUUCAUCGCAAGGGAUAUCCUGCAUCUCCCCCGCCCAUCCCUCGUAGAACGCUACACAAAUAUCUUCAUCGUCUUCCUCCUCUCAGGAAUCCUGCACGUCCUCACAGACCACAUCCAAAACAUUCCCUACGAGUACUCUGGCGCGAUGAUCGGAUUCCCCAUCACCGCAUUCGGAAUCAUGUUUGAAGAUGGCGUGCAAGAACUUUGGAAACGAUUCAGUCCUCCAACGAAAGCAGGUUCAAAAGAGGGUGGGGAAGAAUCUGAUUCUGUUACGCCGGUGUGGCAGAGAAUCGUCGGGUAUGUUUGGACUUUUGUUUGGUUGGGUGUUGUUUCGACAUGGUAUCUUUAUCCGAUUUAUGAGUUACCCGGAGAACUUACGUUGCUUGUUCCUGUGAGUUUGAGUGAGAGGGUUGGGGUGCAGCCGUUGGCAGGUGUUGUUUUGGGGGCUGGGUUGGUGGUGGGAUAUGUUUUUGGAGCGGAGAUUUGA